ACCAGCGCCUCGGCUCUCCACCAGGCUCGCCGAGGCGCUGCCUGCGUUCUGCGCUCGGUCCCCGGGCCUCGGCCUGCCGCGGAGCUGGGCUCAAGAUGAAUCUCAACUUCACGUCUCCCCUCCACCCAGCGACUUCACAGAGGCCCACGUCCUUCUUCAUCGAGGACAUCCUCCUGCACAAGCCCAAGCCGCUGAGGGAGGUGGCCCCUGACCAUUUCGCCAGCUCGCUGGCCUCCCGGGUGCCUCUGCUAGACUAUGGCGACCCCCUCAUCCCCACGCCCACGCUUUUGGCGCCUCACGCCCAUCACCCUCUGCACAAGGGAGACCACCACCACCCUUAUUUUCUCACCACCUCGGGGGUGCCGGUCCCCGCGCUGUUCCCGCACCCGCAGCACGCGGAGCUGCCCGGGAAGCACUGCCGUCGCCGAAAAGCUCGCACGGUUUUCUCUGACUCGCAGCUCUCCGGCCUGGAGAAGAGGUUCGAGAUCCAGCGCUACUUGUCCACGCCAGAGCGGGUGGAGCUGGCCACCGCCCUCAGCCUGUCCGAGACGCAGGUGAAAACGUGGUUCCAGAAUCGGCGGAUGAAGCAUAAAAAGCAGUUGAGGAAAAGUCAAGACGAGCCCAAAGCGCCGGAAGGGCAGGGAAGCCCAGAGGGCAGCCCCGGGGGGCAGCACUGUCUGGCCUGGGCCUUCAAGAACAAUCGAAGCUUCCUGGCUGAAAAGGCAUUUUGUCUGCACUCUUUAGGCUUUUCCUCAGUUCAGUUCCACUUGGUGGUGAAGACCUGA
This is a messenger RNA of Tupaia belangeri chinensis (Chinese tree shrew), 785 nucleotides long. It is a transcript of the gene BSX, whose product is annotated as brain specific homeobox. Gene Ontology annotation, molecular function: DNA-binding transcription factor activity, RNA polymerase II-specific; DNA binding. The record is from RefSeq and is a predicted model, not a curated record. Gene Ontology annotation, biological process: regulation of DNA-templated transcription. The transcript has 4 exons. NCBI's taxonomy places the organism in Eukaryota, Metazoa, Chordata, Mammalia, Scandentia, Tupaiidae. The coding region runs from base 96 to 785 and encodes 229 amino acids.